GUGUUUUUGUUUACUUUAUUAUCUCUGCUAGCCUUUUGGAUUGCAGAGAGGUAGCUGGAACCACAAUACAACAGAUUGCACAAUGCGUCCGAAGACCGUGGUCCAGUUUGAAGAUUAGGACGAUAAUGUUUCGGGACCCACAGGUGAUCACGAUGAUCCCCGUUCGCCGAGCCAAUUAUCUUUGGAGUGGGGAUGAGAGUGCUAUCACCACAAUACAGCAGAGUGCACAAUGCGUCCGAAGACUGCGACACAGCGGGUAGUGAUAGCAGUGAAGAUUCAGAACCCACAGAUGAUCACAAUUAUCUCCGUUCGCCGAACCAUUCACUUUAGGGAGGAAAGGAGCUGCGGCCACAAUACAGCAGAGUGCACAAUGCGUCCGAAGACUGCGACACAGCGGGUAGUGAUAGCAGUGAAGAUUCAGAACCCACAGAUGAUCACAAUUAUCUCCGUUCGCCGAACCAUUCACUUUAGGGAGGAAAGGAGCUGCGGCCACAAUACAGCAGAGUGCACAAUGCGUCCGAAGACUGCGACACAGCGGGUAGUGAUAGCAGUGAAGAUUCAGAACCCACAGAUGAUCACAAUUAUCUCCGUUCGCCGAACCAUUCACUUUAGGGAGGAAAGGAGCUGCGGCCACAAUACAGCAGAGUGCACAAUGCGUCCGAAGACUGCGACACAGCGGGUAGUGAUAGCAGUGAAGAUUCAGAACCCACAGAUGAUCACAAUUAUCUCCGUUCGCCGAACCAUUCACUUUAGGGAGGAAAGGAGCUGCGGCCACAAUACAGCAGAGUGCACAAUGCGUCCGAAGACUGCGACACAGCGGGUAGUGAUAGCAGUGAAGAUUCAGAACCCACAGAUGAUCACAAUUAUCUCCGUUCGCCGAACCAUUCACUUUAGGGAGGAAAGGAGCUGCGGCCACAAUACAGCAGAGUGCACAAUGCGUCCGAAGACUGCGACACAGCGGGUAGUGAUAGCAGUGAAGAUUCAGAACCCACAGAUGAUCACAAUUAUCUCCGUUCGCCGAACCAUUCACUUUAGGGAGGAAAGGAGCUGCGGCCACAAUACAGCAGAGUGCACAAUGCGUCCGAAGACUGUGAUGUAGUUGAGGUGUGGAGAGUGAGGAUUCAGGACCCACAGAUGGUCACAAUGACCCCCGUUCGCUGUAUCUUCACUUCGGAAGGGUUUUUGGUGAUCUUCUACUGCUUCCUGUCGUCUAGUGGUGUACAGGUGUUUAGUUGAUUCGUCUAGAGAGACACGACUGAAUCGAGUGACCUCCUAUCGAGGAAGCCGCUGCUUAUAUCCUCAGUAUUAAUACGUUAAAACUAGUAGGGAUAACGAUUUUUAUCCACCCGAGGUGUUAACGUCUCUUUUUGGAUUCAAUAUUUUGAUUUGUUAUUUGAUUUGAUUGUUUGAUUUGACUAUUUGGAUUAACGGUUUCUUCAAGUACCGGCUUACUGGUAUUUCUAUUGUAUUCGGCGCUUGCUGGCUUAUAGUGUCUGGGCACUUGUUUGUUUUGAUUUCAGUCUGUGGACUGUAUUUCGGAUUCUAGGAAUGUUAAAGGUAAUAAUUUCCAAUAUU
Messenger RNA from Cephus cinctus (wheat stem sawfly), 1575 nucleotides. RefSeq lists its product as uncharacterized. The record is from RefSeq and is a predicted model, not a curated record. The transcript is spliced from 2 exons. Lineage: Eukaryota; Metazoa; Arthropoda; Insecta; Hymenoptera; Cephidae. Bases 230 to 1099 code for a protein of 289 amino acids.